Zea mays is the source of this 1054-nucleotide messenger RNA. RefSeq names its product pectinesterase inhibitor domain containing protein. Gene Ontology annotation, molecular function: enzyme inhibitor activity. The transcript has a single exon. NCBI's taxonomy places the organism in Eukaryota, Viridiplantae, Streptophyta, Magnoliopsida, Poales, Poaceae. Bases 158 to 793 code for a protein of 211 amino acids. The record is from RefSeq and is marked provisional.
GUUCGUUCGUUCGACACCAUUAAUUAUAUUCUCUCUCUCUCUCUCUCUCUUUCAUUUCUAUAGCCAGCAGGUAGCAGGCAGGCAACCGGCCGGUAUAUUAGUAGAUCUUCGAUCGUUCAUCCAAGCUAAUAAGUCAGUAAGCAGCAGUAGGUCGAAAAUGGCGAUGAGGUCGCUAGCGCUACUGGUCCUCCUCAGCCUGCUGGUUGUUGGUGUGGCGCAGGCGGUGGAGUUGGAGAUGGAGUUGGUGCCUGCUGAUGCAAUUGCGAUGACUAUGGAUCGUGAGCCGCCGCAGGAGUGCGCGACCCCGGUGAGCGUGGAGGAGGCGUGCCGCAGCGCGUCGGAGACGCACGCCGGCGUGGCCUACGACCACUGCAUGGCGUCGCUGGGCGCCGACCCGCGCAGCAAGGAGGCCGGCAACAAGAACAUGCACGCGCUGGCGGUGCUGGCCACCAGGAUGGCCAUCGACCACGCCGCCAGCACCGAGUCCAAGAUCGACGACCUCGCGGAGCUGGAGGCGGCGUCGUCGGAUCCGCAGGCGCGCGCACGCUUCAACCACUGCCUGGAGCAGUACGGCGGCGCCGCCGACCUCCUCCGCGACGCGCUGGACAACCUCAAGGCCAAGAUCUACGGCAAGGCCAUGGAGCAGCUGACCGCGGCGAUGGGCGCCUCCGAGAGCUGCGAGGACGCGUGGAAGGGCGAGGAGGAUGUCCCCGUCGCCGCGCACGACAGGGAGUACGGGCGGAUGGCGCACAUCGCCUUCGGAUUCACACACCACGCCGCCGCCGCCGCAUGAAUCAUCAUGUCAUAUGCAUGCAUCGCUUCUCUUCCUUGUCGCAUUAAUUUUCAUGCGUCCAAUGAUUCAUAUCUCUAUAUGCAUAUCUCUCUGCUCUGCCUUGUUGGCUGGCUCUUCUCAUCAUUCCCUAGCAGAUCGCAUAGUAUUAGUUGCAUGCAUUAUAUUGAUGAUGCAGGUAUUUCGUCGAGCAACAAGGCGUACUAUCAAUUGUUUUUGUAAUACCCAAAAUUAGUGAAUAAAGGGAAACUGGUUAUAAAAUUU